Molecule: messenger RNA, 1072 nt
Organism: Populus nigra (black poplar)
Lineage: Eukaryota; Viridiplantae; Streptophyta; Magnoliopsida; Malpighiales; Salicaceae
Product: small ribosomal subunit protein uS5x
Exons: 2
Coding region: 73-882 (269 amino acids)
Biological process (GO): translation
Cellular component (GO): cytosolic small ribosomal subunit; ribosome
Molecular function (GO): structural constituent of ribosome; RNA binding
Source: RefSeq, a predicted model, not a curated record
UUCUCAACACUCCUUCCGCAUCUGCCUCUCUCUAGAAACCCUAAUUUCUAUCGUUUAACAGAACCAGCAACCAUGGCAGAGCGCCCCCCCGCAGAACGUGGUUCCUUCGGCCGUGGUUUCGGUGGCCGUGGUGGACGUGGAGACCGUGGUGGCCGAGGCCGCCGCCGCGGUGGACGCAAAGAGGAAGAAGAAAAAUGGGUACCCGUCACCAAACUAGGCCGCCUUGUGAAAGACGGAAAAAUAUCCUCCGUCGAACAAAUCUACCUUCACUCCCUACCCAUCAAGGAGUAUCAAAUCAUUGACACUCUCAUUGGCCCUGCUUUGAAAGAUGAGGUGAUGAAAAUCACCCCAGUUCAGAAACAAACCAGAGCCGGUCAGCGAACCCGGUUCAAGGCCUUUGUUGUUGUUGGCGAUUGCAAUGGACAUGUUGGGUUGGGUGUGAAGUGUGCUAAAGAGGUGGCUACUGCCAUUCGCGGGGCUAUUAUUUUGGCUAAACUGUCGAUUAUUCCUGUGAGAAGAGGGUACUGGGGAAACAAGAUCGGAAAGCCACAUACUGUGCCUUGUAAGGUUACAGGGAAGUGUGGAAGUGUAACUGUGAGAAUGGUUCCUGCCCCUCGUGGAGCUGGGAUCGUUGCUGCUAGGGUUCCAAAGAAGGUGCUUCAGUUUGCUGGGAUUGAUGAUGUUUUCACAUCAUCCAGAGGAUCUACCAAGACUCUUGGGAACUUCGUCAAGGCAACGUUUGACUGCUUGCUGAAGACUUAUGGGUUCCUUACACCUGACUUUUGGAAGGAGACCCGCUUCAUAAGAUCUCCAUUCCAAGAGUACACAGAUCUCUUGGCAAAGCCUACUAGCAAGGUUCUCAUCACUGAGGUUCAAGAAUGAUUCUGGUUUUGCUUGGGAUUCCAUUGAGGGUAUUACGAGACAAUGUUUUUCUUUGGUAUAGUCUGUAGUUAAAAAAUGUUUGUCGUAUUUCCUUGAGGAUAGCCAUGUUUGUUUUGGAUUCCUUUCCAAGUUUUGGUUUGGAUUUUUAAAUGCUAUUUUGAAUGGAUUUGCAAUAUCAUUCAUGUUUUAA